Homarus americanus (American lobster) is the source of this 4605-nucleotide messenger RNA. Its product is annotated as probable E3 ubiquitin-protein ligase HECTD2. The record is from RefSeq and is a predicted model, not a curated record. The transcript has 19 exons. Gene Ontology annotation, biological process: protein polyubiquitination. Gene Ontology annotation, molecular function: ubiquitin protein ligase activity. Bases 797 to 3427 code for a protein of 876 amino acids. NCBI's taxonomy places the organism in Eukaryota, Metazoa, Arthropoda, Malacostraca, Decapoda, Nephropidae.
AGCGUGGACCAGGAUCAAGAGCACACCACACCUCGGUUCCCACACAAAAUGUACCAGUUAAAAGUGUCUCGUGUUUGUUUGUGUAUAUUUUAACUAAAGAACUAUGUAUUUCCUGGUAUAUGUAUAGAUGUAUUAAACAUGAUCGUAUGUGUACAUGACCAACGUCGGUUUCAGCUCCAGAUGUUAAGGUUUUUCAAUUAUUAACUUGUGAUGAUGCACACAUAAGAGCAAGUGACCUUCCUGGUAUAAGUAAAUACAUCACCAACGUUCUCUCAAUUUUAUGGGACUAACACCAGUAAUCACGUUGCAGAUAAAUAAUAAACUCCUGAAAGUGACAGAAAAAAAUAUCAGAAAUACAAUUACCCAAACUAAGAUAAAUUAUAAUACAUAAAUUUGACUGAACUUACCUCACUGGAUAUUGAAGACAUUUAUUUGAUAAUUUAAUUUAACUAUUUAAUUGAAAUUAGUUUGAGGAAUGUAACUGGUGAUGAAAGCAACUGAAAUAUAUUGUAAAAAGUGAUAAUUAGAGACUGUGGCGGGAGUCCCUAGUGAAAGACGAGACAUCAGCAAACUGGUGAAGGAACACAACCGUCACGAUGGGGUGGUCAAGGUGAGGCGCUUUUUGGUUCGCCCCUGGGGGAGGAGAGGGCCUGAGGGGCGCAGCGAAGGUGGAGGACGGCCAUCCCAGGGGGCAGAGGAGAGGGAGGAAAGCCAGGAGGAGGAAGAAGAAAAAAGUGGAGGAGGAAGGGAUUCCUUAACAGUUCCAACAGGAGUCGAGAAUGAGUCAUCGAGCACCAUGGCGACCGAGUGGGAACAGUUGAGGGAACAACUCCUGACGCCCAACACUCGUAGGCUACAGAGGCUGGCAGUAGUAACAGAUUUGAUGGAGUCACUGUCCGAGUCACUGCUGCAGAAUCAAGGAGGAAUUACCUGUCCAUCCUGCAGAGUGACGGUGGAGGCGCCAAACGGUAGGCUGCGUCAGAUCUGCCCUUACUGUGGGAGCUUCUACAACGCGGGCGCCAACACAGACGUGAGACUUCGCAGGAAUAGAGAGCUGAGGCUGGAGUUGCCCCAUAUAGAUGUGGAGAAUAGGUCGAGAUUCGGUGGUUUGGGGAACUUCAUGAUUGGUCGACUGGGAGGACUCAACUUUCCCGGCUGUACCAACGACACCCUGACUGGUGGCGGGGUCAACAACAAUAAUGAGGAAGGUGUGGGUGAGGAAGUCGUGACAGAUGGCUCACAUACCAUUAAUUGCGGGAUAUUAGCGCCAAUUAAUGAUGCCACGGCCUAUAGGGUCGGUUCUGGCAGCUCUCUUCCACCAAUAAGAAGACAGGAGGUCAACAGUCGUCGGGGUAGCGUUGCGUCGUCUAGGAAAGGGUCGGGCAGCCUACGGUCAGCCAGGAGUGAAGAACGUAUCCCCCUGCGUGAGACUACCAGCUCCUCCACCAGUCACCAGCGACCUGUGUACCCCGCCCGAACCACACGACGAGAAGACUUUAUGCAAGAGGUGAGGAAGGCCAAGGAGACGAAGAACUUCACAGAUAUGAAGAAAUUCUACUUUAACACCUUUGAGUCUUACGCCAGCAUCUGUGCCACUUUUAAGCGUAACCCGGACUAUGAUGGUGCCCGUGUUGACGACCCGGGCCUUAAGAUGGAACUAGUGUACACCGUCCACGACUCUGUACACGAGAUGCCGUCAGUGGUCCACAAACAUUUCCUGAAGGCGGUGAUCAACGCACUGUUGCAGGAACGUCCUCACCUCUUCAGUAAGGACCGGGUGAGGGCGCUGUUCGUGGUGCUACAGUCACCAGUGUUCCUCACCCAGUCCUCCUAUACCGUCUUGGCUCACGUCCUCAGGAACAUCACUUCACUACCUAAUGGCGACCAUCAGCUCCUUGUUAACUGGUUCAGGACGUUGGAGGUGUCACGGCUGAGAAUGAUGGUCGGAUUUAUCACCCAGUUUUUAUCAGUCCGUCAGUUCCCUCCUCCAGAUCGCUCCCUCCCGCCCCUCAGCAAGAGCAAGUGGUGGAUCCCUACAGCUACCAAGGUUCUAGCCAUCCUCUACGCCAGCAACACUUCCUCUCAGACUCCACUCCUCAACUACACCGAGUUCUACAACCACGCCCUCGACCACCUUGAACUGAUGACAGAGUAUAAGAAUUGGCAAGACCCGACUAAGCCAGAUACCUUCUCCUUCUGUCAGUACCCCUUCAUCCUGUCCAUUGUCGCCAAGAGACACAUUCUUACCAAGGACGCGGAGUAUCAGAUGAUCGUGACGGCGAAGAGAUCACUGGUGGACAAGGUGGCGAGGCAUCAACCACCACAAAUUGAUAUUUUCUUCCUAAACAUCAACAUCAGGAGGAACCAUCUUGUUGAGGACUCGCUGAAAGAGAUCGCGGCAAAGAAGAGGGACCUGAAGAAGAAGUUGAAGGUGACGUUUGAAGGGGAACCCGGCCUGGACAUGGGGGGCCUCACCAAGGAGUGGUUCAUGUUGAUCAUUAAACAGAUCUUUAAGCCGGAGAACAAGAUGUUUGUGUACCACCCGUCUAAGAGGCUUUACUGGUUCUCGCUGGCUCAGGACGGCAACCUAAGGGAGUACAACCUGAUCGGCGUUCUGAUGGGCCUUGCUGUCUACAACUCCAUCAUUCUUGACGUCCACUUCCCCGCCAUCUGCUAUAGGAAGCUGUUGAGUCCUCCUGUGGUUCCCGCCUACGAGCACCUCGCCGUUGGCAUCGCUAAGGCGCCCGGCCUCGACGACCUUAGCGAGAUAAUGCCCGAGGUGGCUCACGGCCUCAGGGAACUGCUCAAGUAUGAGGGCGACGUCGAGGAGGACAUGUGCCUCAGUUUCCAAGUGUCUUUAGAAGAAUUUGGUCAACCGAGGACUUUCAACCUCAAAGAAAACGGAGAGUCACUACCGGUAACUAAUGAAAACCGGGAGGAGUUCGUGAAGCUGUAUCUUGACUGGAUUCUCAAUACCGCCAUCUAUGAGCAGUUCAGAGCGUUUUAUCUCGGCUUCCACACCGUCUGUGCUUCUAACGCCUUGAUAAUGCUGCGGCCGGAGGAGGUUGAGCUGCUGGUGUGUGGUUCUCCAACAUUAGACCUGAACGAGCUGAGGAAGGUGGCGGAGUACGAUGGCUACCCUGAGGACCAUCCCACCAUCAAGUGGUUCUGGGAGGUGGUGAACGAAAUGCCGGUGGAUCAGCAGAAGUUGUUUCUGCUCUUCACCACCGGGAGUGACCGCAUCCCUGUGGGCGGUAUGGGCGAGAUGAUGUUCAAAAUCUCCUGCUGGCGAGCACACACCCACAUGUUGCCUCAAGCCCACACCUGCUUCAACCAGCUCGUCCUUCCUCCCUACAGCUCCAAGACCAUCCUCAGGAACAAGCUCUACAUUGCCCUCGCUAACGCCGAAGGCUUUGGGUUAGAGUAGUUCCUGAGGAGGCGAGUGACUGACGGGUUCCUGCGGGAGUGAAUCCUCUACUCGUAACUUUCAGGAGGAUAAACAAAAGCGACUCGGGGUAUAUUUUACAUAACGAAUCGAUACCCAGAGUCACGAGGAAAGAUAUCACGAAUUCUAAAAUCCCAGACAUGAUAUUGUAGUGAAGGACACCAUAGGGAUAUAGUGACAUAGACUCCUCCUCCUCCUCCUGAUGAACACUAUAACACUCACCUGAAAGAAGUGUAGUGUCACCCAACGCUCUCCAGAAGAGUUGAAGUGCAACAACCGUCUCAGCGCUAUGUAACUCAUUCUGUAAAGGAAGUGUUUAUUAACCUCUAAUUAAAACUGUGAUAUUAUGAAAAGACGUAGAGUAAUAAGUGAAGGUAGAAAUAACAUAAAUUCAAGUAUAAGAAGCUUAAAUAACAUGUAAAUAACGAAAUAAUCCAAACCAAAGUAAAUAGGUUCACAGCUCUCAAGUUUCUGGUAUGGAGGAAGAAAAAACAAAAGAGCAUCGCAUUAUUUACCUUUUUGUUGUUGUAAGUUGUUAGGUGUUUUGAGGUGCGACAAUAUAAUCUUUUCUGUUCUACUUUUGGUGUUAUUUAGGUGAGUGUAAAAUAGUGUCUUUUAUAUAGUUGUGUAAUAGUGCUCCUCCUAUAUUAUAUUACGUUUGUGGAGCUGAUAAUAGUGAUAACAGGAUCACAUGAAGAUUACCACCACCACUUUAUUUUACUUGAGGAUUAAACACUCUUCCACGACCCUUAUAUAACUCAACGCAACCGAACCUAACUUAACUGAACCUAACCUAAUUCAACCUAACCUAAUCUUACCAAACCAAACUUAACUCAAUUUAAUCUUAACUAACUUAAACUAACUUAACUGACUCAUCUUAACCUAACCUAACCUAACCUAACCUAACCCUUUCCAGGUAACGUUAGGGAGUUUAAUUAUCAGGUGAAAUAAUGUGUGGGGUAAAACAGGUAAUAUUCAGGUGAUUCUUCUUACCUAUAAAGUGCGGGUAUUUGUGUGUGUGUGUGUGUGUGUGUGUGUGUGUGUGUGUGUGUGUGUAUGUGUGUGUGUGUGUGUGCGUGUGUGUGUGUGUGUGUAUAUAGCGGCACCGUGACCAUGAAACACAACUGAGCACUGUCUUGUGUUGAGAGCCAUCUGUCGGC